Molecule: messenger RNA, 2393 nt
Organism: Haliotis rubra (blacklip abalone)
Lineage: Eukaryota; Metazoa; Mollusca; Gastropoda; Lepetellida; Haliotidae
Product: probable ATP-dependent RNA helicase DDX52
Exons: 16
Coding region: 39-2276 (745 amino acids)
Biological process (GO): maturation of SSU-rRNA
Molecular function (GO): RNA helicase activity; nucleic acid binding; ATP binding
Source: RefSeq, a predicted model, not a curated record
CCAGCUGGGUAUUCUACUUCCGCUGUAAACCAGACAGCAUGGACGGAUAUCAGCUUUUCCGAAAACUUGGUUUCGGAGCUAAAUUUGAUUUAAAGCGCUUUCACAGUGAUGCUGAAAAGUUAAGGAUUGUGAGUUCUAAACCCGAACCUAGACGUGGAGCUGGAAGAGAACUUGCCCAACAAGAACACCCCAGAGAUGAUGAAGUGAUCAGUGAAGAGGACGAUAAGCAUUCAAUCAAGAAAAGAAAAAUAUCUUCGCAUGAUCAACCUGCUCAUCAUGAUGGUCCAACAGCAACAAAGAAACAGAAACAAGAAGAUGACUCUUCAAACAGUGAUACUGGAUCUUCAGACAGUGAUGAGGAUAGUGAUAAAGCUGAUACUGCAACAAAAGAUGCAGAGAUGGAUGUCCAGGAAACUGGAUCUGAAUCCAGUGAUGAUGAAACAGAUUCUGAGGAGGAGGAUGACGAAGGGAAUUCUGGCUCGGAGAUUGACUCUGGUGAUGAACUACAGCUGCUUGGGAACAUCAGAUCAUCAGGGAAGAUUGAGGAUGAGGGUCAGCAGACCCAGAACACAAAGAACAGACAGCAGAAGAAGGCAGACGGGCAGCACAGUAAAGCAGACGCAAAGGAGAAGAAGUUGAAUAAAUUGAGGAAGCGACACAAACUCCAUGUGACAGGCACAGACAUCCCGCCCCCUCUUACCACGUUUGAACACCUCCAGACCCAGUACGGCCUCCACAAAACCAUCCUGGCCAACAUCUACAGCAUAGGGUAUAAGGAACCUACUGCAGUACAAAUGCAGGCUAUUCCAACCAUGUUACAGAGACGUGACAUAAUGGCAUGUGCCCCAACAGGCUCAGGGAAGACAGCAGCAUUUAUCAUCCCGAUACUGCAUCAUCUGAAGGAGCCGCGCAACUCUGGCUUCAGGGCAGUCGUACUUGCUCCAACCAGAGAACUAGCCAAACAGACUUACAGGGAGUUCCAAAGAUUGUCAGAGGGUUUAGGAUUCAAGAUAUACUACAUUGAAAAGGCAGCAACUGCAAUUAAAAAGUUUUCACCAAAAUCAAAAAAGAAAUUUGACAUCUUGGUGACAACUCCGAACAGGCUGGUCUACAUCCUGCAGAAACAUCCAAACGUCAUCAAACUUGACAAUGUGGAGUGGCUGGUUGUGGAUGAGUCCGACAAGCUGUUUGAGGACGGGAAGAAAGGAUUCAGAGACCAGCUGGGUGUCAUUUACAAGGCCUGUGACUCAACUCAUGUGCGGCGAGCAAUGUUCAGUGCAACAUUCGCUUGUGAUGUGGAGGACUGGUGCAAACUCAACCUGGACAAUGUCGUGCAGGUGUACGUGGGACUAAGGAACUCAGCGACGGAGACAAUCCAGCAGGAGUUGGUGUUUGUUGGAACAGAGUCAGGGAAACUGCUGGCCAUCCGCAACAUGAUCAAGAAGGGCAUUGAGCCUCCAGUGUUGAUAUUUGUCCAGUCAAAGGAUCGGGCCAAGGAGCUGUUCCACGAACUUAUCUACGAUGGUGUCAAUGUCGAUGUCAUUCAUGCAGACAGAACCCAGUUAGAGCGUGACAAUGUUGUGAAGUGUUUCCGGAUGGGCAAAAUCUGGGUGUUGAUCUGUACAGAACUUAUGGGUCGCGGUAUUGACUUCAAGGGAGUGAACCUUGUCAUCAACUACGACUUCCCCUACAGCGCCAUCAGCUACAUACACAGGAUAGGUCGAACAGGACGUGCAGGUCGACCCGGUAGAGCCAUUACCUACUUCACACAGGACGACUCAGUGUAUCUCAGAAGCAUUGCUAAUGUCAUGAAGCAAGCUGGGUGUUCAGUGCCGGACUACAUGCUCCAGUUGGCCAGACCCAGCAAGAAGCACAGAAAGAAGCUUGCUCACACAGCCCCAAAGAGAAAAUCUGUGUCAACAGACUCGCAAUAUGACAUCGAGCAACGACAGAAACAAAAAGAAGAAAACAUGAAGUCUGUGUAUAAGAAAAAGCCCAGGCCAAAUAAGGAGAGCUCAACAACCAAUGGGGAAAAGAAAAGCCCUGUUACACAAUCAAAAGCAAACAAGAAACGGAGGAAGAAAAAUCCCUUAAAUCAGGAUGUCGAGAAAGCCUCUGGUUCAGGUCAGGAGACAUCUAAAGUUGGACAGGACAAGGGAGGUGAUGACACCGCCAGGAAGAUUUCAGGGAAGAUAACAUCAAGCAAGUCUGUGAAGCACAAAGGAAAGAAAAACAGAAAUAAUAAGAAAAUGAAAAAGAAAACAACAAAUCAAUGAAAUAGCAAUGGACCCAUGGAAUGUUUGAGUGUAUGAAUGAAAGGAAUGUUACAAAUUUGAAUCCUUAGAGAAAAUAUCACAUGCAAAUAAAUGUAUACAUACUUUACACAUGAUAAA